Molecule: messenger RNA, 1707 nt
Organism: Pangasianodon hypophthalmus (striped catfish)
Lineage: Eukaryota; Metazoa; Chordata; Actinopteri; Siluriformes; Pangasiidae
Gene: sar1ab
Product: secretion associated, Ras related GTPase 1Ab
Exons: 7
Coding region: 219-815 (198 amino acids)
Biological process (GO): membrane organization; vesicle organization; endoplasmic reticulum to Golgi vesicle-mediated transport
Cellular component (GO): endoplasmic reticulum exit site; COPII vesicle coat
Molecular function (GO): GTPase activity; GTP binding
Source: RefSeq, a predicted model, not a curated record
GAGGGCGCUGCUCACACGCACCGUUAGCGCAUAUCCCACCACAGUCGGGUUUGUUUACUUGACGCAUUUAGUUAGAAAUUAGCCAAUGUAGCUUACAGUGAGUAUUGACAUCUGGAACGCUGAAGUCGUGGACACACAGCAGAGAGAGUGAGAAAGCUGAGGUGGUCUGAGUGACUCGGAGCUGACGGGGUGACACUCACUGAGGGAACAGCAACAGAAUGUCUUUCAUAUUUGAUUGGAUCUACAGAGGAUUCAGUAGUGUUUUGCAAAUAUUAGGACUGUAUAAAAAGACCGGAAAGCUGGUUUUCCUUGGAUUAGACAAUGCAGGAAAAACAACAUUAUUGCACAUGCUUAAGGAUGAUCGACUCGGGCAGCAUGUGCCAACACUUCAUCCAACUUCGGAAGAGUUGACCAUUGCUGGGAUGACUUUCACUACGUUUGACCUGGGUGGGCAUGCACAAGCAAGAAGAGUUUGGAAGAAUUACUUACCAGCCAUAAACGGAAUAGUCUACCUUGUGGAUUGUGCUGACCAUGAGCGUCUACAUGAGGCUAAAGUCGAACUAGAUGCCCUGCUAACUGAUGAGACCAUAUCCAAUGUGCCAAUCCUUAUUUUGGGAAAUAAAAUUGAUCGACCCGAGGCAAUAAGUGAAGAUGCACUGAGAGGAGCAUUUGGCCUACAUGGACACACUACUGGGAAGGGGAAUGUGGCACUGAAAGAGCUGAACAUGAGACCAAUGGAAGUUUUCAUGUGCAGCGUGUUAAAAAGACAAGGAUACGGGGACGGUUUCCGAUGGCUUUCUCAAUACAUUGACUAAUUGGUUAAGACCCAAUAGCCUCUCCAAACCUGCUUGACCCUAUUUAUUGAAGGUGUGACUCAGGAGUAAAGAACUAUUUAAAAUGGAAUGAAAACUGACAAUUGUUCUAGUAGUAGUAUUUUUUUAAAUUGUGCCAAAAUUAAAACAUGCUCCUAAAAUACAUUUGUGUAGUCUCAAACGACAAAGACUAAUAACCGAUUGUAUAAUUUCUCCUUUUAAAAUUGAAGCAAACUAUAUGGUACGUAUUGAGUCUGGAGUAUUUUAGGAUAAAUAGUAUUACAUUCAGGGUUUGUUGAGUCAAUCCAAAUUACGUACACUUUCUGUUACAUACGCUUUCAGAUAAAUAUGUAUUGCACAUGUUUUAUCAAAUGGAAAAAGUGAAUUUUUGCCAUGAUAUGGAAAUAAACCAACAGGUAUAUGAAAUAUGGUGCAAUAACUAGUCUUAUGUAGCUUGCAUAUACUUUAUUUUUUAUUUUUAAACACUAUUAACAUGUGUGCCUUGAUGAGUGUGCUGUGGUAUGAACAACUGAUUGGUGCUUUACAUAUUUUUUUUUUUUUUUUUAGAAUUGUAGUAUUUUAAGGCUACACUAUUGUAGAUGCAAUAUAUGAUUGUUAACAUUCAUGAAUUAUUUCUGCAGUAAGUACUUUUUGAUCUUCAGUACGAUUGACAUGCAAUGAUGGGAGCACAUGAACAGCACAACAUCAACCUUUCAGAGAAAGAGCACUUGUGCAAUACAGACUGUCAUGUUAAGUCACUUUUCACAUUUGUAAAUAGAACUGCCUUCAAUCAUCUUUUUUAAAUGAUGUGGCUCAAAAAACCUUAACAGCACAAUUUUCAUGCUUAUUUCAUGCUUAUUUUGGAGCAGACAAAAAUAAAAGUGAAUAUUUUCAA